Molecule: messenger RNA, 3880 nt
Organism: Zea mays
Lineage: Eukaryota; Viridiplantae; Streptophyta; Magnoliopsida; Poales; Poaceae
Exons: 2
Coding region: 210-3233 (1007 amino acids)
Source: RefSeq, a predicted model, not a curated record
GUGACUGCUCUAAUUGAUUCAUUCAUGAGGGCUCUUGGUUGUGUAAAUCCAAAUUGAAAAUAGUUCAAAAACAUUUUUAAUAAAGACCCUCGUCUUUGUCAACUAUUUGAUCCACACCCACAUGGAAACCGAAGCCCAAACCCACGCAAAAAACCGAAGCGAGUGUCCCCACGCCAGCGCGGUCCCCUCCCCGAAUUCCCCAAGCCACCAUGCCCGACUCCGCUGAUCCCCUCCCCACGCAACCCUCGCCGGAUCCCGACAUGCCGCCGCGGAAGCCUCUCGCUGGCGGCAAGCUCAAGAAGCCGCUCACUGACAAGCAGCGCGCUGCCGCGGAGCAGCGCCUGUCCCACCUCCGCGCCCACCUCAUCCUGCGCUCCCUCGACUCCCCCGCUGGCGGGGCCCGUGCCCUACCGCCGCCGCAGGAGGCGGCGCUCGAUGCCCUCGGCCUGCUCAAUUUCUUCCGCCUCGACCUGCAAUCUGACACCCCGCGCCCCGACCUCAUCGCUCCGCUCGUCGCCUACUACGACCCGGUCUGCAAGCGCAGCUUCGUCCGCGGCGUCCGUGUCAGCGUCUCGCGCCACCACAUCACCCGCGCGCUCUGCCUACCCUCGAAGCCCGCCUCCGCAGCGCCGGCCCCAGCAGACGUCGAUCCCGCAGCGGUGGUCCCUGCCGUUAUGCAGCUCCUGCAGGAUUACGUCCUGCUCCCGUUUCAGGGGGGCGACAUGUGCAUACUGCCGCAGGAGGUGGCCGCCGCAGAGCAGAUGGUCAGGGAGGGGGCGGCGCAUAGGGUUGAUUGGGGAGGGCUGAUCUGGGGCCUCGUCGAGAAGGAGAUGCUCGAGCUGCCCAAGAGGGAAGACGGGGUGUGCUACUAUGGGCCGCACCUGCAGAGGCUCAUUUAUUCCGAAAAGCCACAUCUGUUGGAGCUGGUGGAGGAAGGGCCUGUUCCGGAGGCGUCCGCUGAUGUGGAGAUGGAGGAUGAGGAUGGUGAUGUGGAUUUGAAAAGCAAGAACUUGGUGGAACUGGAGCCGGGGGAUGGGGAUGGAGAAGCGGGUAACGAUGUCAGAAGCGAGAGCUUGAAGGAUUCAGAAUUGGGGAAUGCUGGUGCAAGGAAUGAUGGUUUGGACAAGUUGGAGUUGGGGGAUGCUGUUACAAGGAACAAGGUCAUGGAGGAGUUGGGUUUAAGGGAUGUAGAUGCUAGGAACAACAGUAUAGAGGAACUAGAGGUGGUCGAGGAAGAUGCAAGGAGCAAGAGCUUGAAUGAAUGUGAGGCUGUGGAUGUGGAUCUGGAUGCUAUGGACAUCAAUAUAAAUGACAGAGAGACGAUCAAUGGAGAUACAAGGAGCAAGAGUUUGAACGAAUCUGAGGCUGUGGAUCUGGAUCCAGAUGCCAUGGAAAACAAUAUAGAUGAAAUGGAGACGGUCAAUGAAGAUGCAAGGACUAAGAGCUUGGAUGAAUUUGAGGCUGUGGAUGUGGCUCCAGAUGCCAUGGACAACAAUAUAGAUGAAAUGGGUGUGGUCAAUGAAGACGCAAGGAGCAAGGGCUUGAAUGAAUCUGAGGCUGUGGAUGCCAUAAACAACAAUAUAGUUGAAUUGGAUGCGGUCAAUGAAGAUGCGAGGUGCAAAAGCUUGAAUGAUGAAUCAGAGCUGGUUGAAGAGGAAUUUAAGAGCCCAAGCUUUGAUGACAUGAACACCGUGGAUGAGCACGUCAAUGGCACAGACACGGAUGGAUUAUGUUUGGGAUUUGUGGAAGUUGAAGCGGUGCCUGCUGUACAUGAGGCAAUGCCUGAUAAUAAUGAAGAAACGACAGAGGAAGCACCAGCAGGGGGUGCUGAUGUGGCAGGCAGUGAUAAUGUGGCAGUGCCUACAGAUGUGGAUUGUGAAGAACACUAUGUUGAGGCAGUAGUUGUAACACAAGAGGUAGUGGCUGUUGCAGAGGAGUUGGGGGAUGAGGAGGCCAAGAGGGAUGAAGAGAAGGAUGUGAUGGGAUUGAGCUUGGGUUUUAAUUCUACCAAUGGUUAUGGUGCUAUGGAUGUGGAAAAGGAAACCAAUGUUGAAAGUUUGGAUGAGGACGAGAGUGACAGUGGCAAUGAAGAGGCAGAAGAGUCAGAGGAUGGUGCAUUUGACGUUAAUGAUGGAGAGGACAUGAAUUGGAGAAUUGGGGAUGUCAACGGGGGUGAGGGAAUGACACAUUCCUUACAACGCUGUAACACAUUUGGGGGCAUGGAGUUUGAGAACCUGAAUAAAGGAGAGGAUGAGAUGAGGGAUGAGUUAAGAUUUGACGAUUUUCCUGCAAGGGCAUCUUUGGAAAGGAUGACAUCAUCAAACCUCCUCCAAGCCAUGAACUCAAUUCCCUCAUCAUACAAUGUAUCAGAGAAUGUGCAUGAUCUGCCCUCUGGGGAUUUCUUGGCUAUGGGGGCUGAUGCACAUAAGAGUGGAGUGGACCUGGGACCAGGGAGCUCAUAUUUAUUUGGGAAUAAUGGUAAGAGGAAUAUUGAUGAUAUUGAUGGGUACAAUGGCAAUAUGCAGGUGCAAGAGGGGUUUCCUCGGUCUAAUCAGCAGAAGAGGAUGCGGCAUAGUAACAGUAGCAACAUAUCACCUGGAUCAGGCUUUUUCAAUGCAAGCUUUUCGGUGCCUAUACAGAACUUGAUGGUUGAGGCAAGCAGGCUCUAUGAGCAGAAUGAGCAAAAACUUCAGAGUUUGCAAUUUGAGAAGCAACAUUGGUCUGACAUGCUGCAGCAGAAGGAAGCCAUUAUCCAAUCCCUAAACUCAGCUCGUUUUGAGCAACAUAAUAAGUAUCAAGCGGAGCUUAGACGCUUCGAGCAUGAUCUGAAUGUUAUGGCUCAGUUGGUCACUACAUACAAAAAAGCUUUAAAACAGACCCGGGCUUCUUUUGAUGAGUACAGGAAGAAGUUCCCUUGCAAUGUUCCUCUUUAUGGUGAUGUUGCUUGUGGCGGUGGUCUUGUUCUUAGUGUGAGGGAGUUGGAGAAAAGGCGGUGUGAGGAGCAGCAGCAAAAUAUUGCCAUGGUAAAUGGUAUGAUUGAAAGAUUCCAGUACAAAUGGCUCUCAAAGUUUGAAGAGUGGGGACUUUCUGUCAAUUCACUGUGGAGCAGAAUGGAAGGACUCUAUAAGGAGAUUGAGCUUCUCAAGGAAAACAGAAGAGCAAGAUUUGCUACCCCAGCUACAGAGGAAUCUACCCUAGCUACAGAAGGAUCUACUCCAGCUACAGAGGAAUGAGCUCCCUGACAAUCAGAGGUUCAGUUGUGAUGUGAAGAUGACUCCCUAUUACUGCCCUACCCUCUGCUGGAUGUUUUGGUGUCAACGAGCAUACAAGAGCAAUUGUGGCUGCCUGGUGGUGGUACAUACUGUAGUAAGAUAAAUAGUUUCGCUUGUAACUAUGGUUGUUUCCUCAUGUAGGGACGUUUUGAUUAUUAGUGCUUAAUUUAGGUGCAUUUAGGGUUCCGUAAUCUAUAUCAAAGUGUGCGUUUCAUAUCCUUUUUUAUGCACUAACGACGUGCUCAUGGCCUCGGAAAGCCAUUUAAAGACUGCAUAUGCUAGUGGCACCACUAAUCCAUACUGCCUUCAGCUUAACUGCUGGUAGUAGCUUCUGCACCUGACUAGUGGCCUAGUGGGCGGAUACUGCUAGGCCAUGAACAAGUUUCAGGUAUCAUACGCGAUGCACUAGCUGCAUUUGGCUCUAGUGGUUUGAACGCUAAUCUCUAUAUUGGGAGAGGGAGUUUCCAGUAGGGUCUCUGAUUCUAAAUCUUAAUUCCAUGUGUAACUAAAUAAUAGAAUUUAGGAAAAUUGAUUCCAAUUAUCAAUUCUGUACACGGAUAUCUACAUCCAAACGGGGUAUUACUGAAAUCCGAGCAAAAACUUGCGUA